This is a messenger RNA of Terrapene triunguis (Three-toed box turtle), 415 nucleotides long. RefSeq names its product purine nucleoside phosphorylase-like. Gene Ontology annotation, cellular component: cytoplasm. Gene Ontology annotation, biological process: nucleoside metabolic process. Gene Ontology annotation, molecular function: purine-nucleoside phosphorylase activity. NCBI's taxonomy places the organism in Eukaryota, Metazoa, Chordata, Testudines, Emydidae. The transcript has 2 exons. The annotation marks the transcript as partial. The record is from RefSeq and is a predicted model, not a curated record.
CAGAGCUGUAUUGGGGUACCCAGGGCUGGGGAGCAUCUGGCACUGGAUGCUGCUCCCCCCCAAUUUUGGAGGUGGCCACUCCGCCCCCAUCCCUGCCUGCCCCCCCCCCCCACAGGUGACGUUCCCAGUGCGGAUCUUCCGGCUGCUGGGUGCAGGGACCCUGAUUGUCACCAACGCGGCCGGCGGCCUCAACCGCGGGUAUCAGGUGGGCGACAUCAUGGUGAUCCGGGACCACAUCAACAUGCCUGGCCUGGCUGGCAUCAACCCGCUCAGCGGCCCCUGUGACGAGAGGUUCGGGCCCCGCUUCCCCGCCAUGUCAGACGCCUAUGACGAGCAGCUGCGGGGCCUGGCGCUGGCAGUGGGCAAGGAGCUGGGCUACGGCCCAAGCCUGCACGAGGGCGUCUACUGCACCUUG